UUCAAACAAGACACAAUGAGCACCAAGAACUGGGAUAACAAUGAAGAGAUACAGUAUUUUCGCGAGUAUCUAAGGAUACCUAGUGUGCAUCCUGAACCGAAUUACAAACCUUGCAUUGAGUUCCUAAACCGCCAGGCUGAAAGCUUAAAGUUACCCAUUAGGGUUUUCUAUCCUCUCAAUGAGCAGAAUCCUGUGGUGGUUUUGACCUGGGAAGGUAUGGAGCCAGAGUUACCCAGCAUUUUGCUCAACUCUCACAUGGAUGUGGUUCCCGUUUUCCCCGAGAACUGGACACAUCCUCCAUUCGGAGCAGAUAUCGAUGAAGAAGGUCGGAUUUUUGCCAGAGGAGCGCAGGAUAUGAAAUGUGUGGGAAUGCAAUAUCUGGCAGCUAUAAGGGCUUUAAAAAAGAGUGGCUUGAGGUUAAAGAGAACCAUUCACAUAUCUUUUGUGCCAGACGAAGAAGUUGGUGGAAGAAAUGGAAUGCUCCCCUUUGUGAAUUCAAAGGAAUUUCAAUCCCUCAACAUUGGAUUUAGUUUGGAUGAAGGAAUAGCUUCACCCACCGAUGAGUUUCCCGUUUUCUAUGCUGAGCGAACAGUGAAACGUUUAAUAUUUAAAUUUAGUGGAUCUGCAGGACAUGGCUUGCUCUUGAUGCCGAAUACUGCAGGGGAGAAGUUGAGCUAUUUGGUGGGUAAGAUGAUGGAACUCAGGGCUGUUCAAGUGAAGCGUUUGAAGGAUAAUCCCAAGCUUCAGAUUGGUGAUGUGACCACCAUUAACUUGACCACCGUGAACGGAGGAGUCCAGAGCAAUGUGGUGCCACCCUACAUAACUGCCACUUUCGAUUGUCGCCUCUCCUUGGACACGGAUAUUGCCGAGUUUGAGGCUAAUCUCCACAAAUGGUGUGCAGAGGCAGGCGGCGAUAUUGAGUUUGAGUUUGGAUCAAACUGGCGCAAAGGACACAUUCCACCAACGGCCACAGAUGCAUCUAACCCCUUUUGGCUGGCUUUUAAGAGUGCCACGGAUGAGCUGGGUCUGUCGAUCAAUCUGCAGGUCUUCCCCGGUGGCACAGAUAGUCGCUAUAUUCGAAAUGCGGGUAUUCCAGCCCUGGGCUUUUCUCCCAUGAACCACACUCCCGUAUUGCUGCAUGAUCAUGAUGAGUUUUUAGAGGCGGAAACCUAUUUAAAGGGUGUGCAAAUAUACCAGAAAAUAAUAUCCAGUGUAGCUAAUGCAUGAAAAUUAAUAGAAAUAUAUAUAAAAAUACUAGAAAGACAUGCUGAUCUUGUAAUUAUUGGGUAAAGUAUAGC
Drosophila serrata is the source of this 1298-nucleotide messenger RNA. Its product is annotated as aminoacylase-1-like. Gene Ontology annotation, biological process: amino acid metabolic process. Gene Ontology annotation, cellular component: cytoplasm. Gene Ontology annotation, molecular function: aminoacylase activity. NCBI's taxonomy places the organism in Eukaryota, Metazoa, Arthropoda, Insecta, Diptera, Drosophilidae. The record is from RefSeq and is a predicted model, not a curated record.